This is a messenger RNA of Rhodotorula graminis WP1, 1381 nucleotides long. RefSeq lists its product as uncharacterized. The record is from RefSeq and is a predicted model, not a curated record. The transcript is spliced from 5 exons. Lineage: Eukaryota; Fungi; Basidiomycota; Microbotryomycetes; Sporidiobolales; Sporidiobolaceae. Bases 200 to 1309 code for a protein of 369 amino acids. Gene Ontology annotation, molecular function: rRNA (adenine) methyltransferase activity. Gene Ontology annotation, biological process: rRNA methylation; ribosomal large subunit biogenesis. Gene Ontology annotation, cellular component: nucleolus.
GCUGUUCGACACGCCGCUCCUCAACCUCUCGGCCAAGUCGCCUGUCGCCUCGUCCUCGGCCGCCCCCGCCCCAGCGACUCCCGCCAGCGCCAACAAGCGCAAGCGGUCGAGCUCGAAUGCCGCCAACGACGGCGCCGCACAGCACCAGGGCGGCCAGAGCGCUGCUGUACCUGCUGCCGAGAUCAACCUCGACAAGCUCAUGAAGCGCAUGAAGGCCGCCGAGGGUGCCUCGGGCGCCAAGGGCCACCAGCAGCAGCAGCAGUCGCCGCGACCGGCGCAGUCGAGCAACAGCGCCGCCAAGGGCAAGAAGGACACCAAGAAGGCGGCGACUGGCGCCAACAAAGGUCCGCUUGGGUCGGGCGCGCCGUCGUCGAGGGCGCCGGAGCCGGCGCCGUCCCCCGCCGCCGCCGCUCCGCCGAGCAAGCGGCAGAAGAAGAAGGGCAAGGGCGCCGCUCAGCAGCCUGACUCGCCCGCACCCGCACCCGCGUCAGCACCGCAACCCGUCAGCGCCGCCGUCGCGCAGCUCCCGCAGCCGCCCAAGCGGCACGUCGCGCCGAGCCAGGUCGUGACGGCGACGAGCGCGGGCAAGUCGGGCUCGAUGCAGGACAAGCUGCGCGCCCAGCUCGCCGGCGGCAAGUUCCGCAUGCUCAACGAGCAGCUGUACACGACGUCGGGCGACGAGGCCUACUCGCUCAUGCAGGACGAGGGCGCUUUCGACGACUACCACAUCGGCUUCCGGUCGCAGGCGGCGACCUGGCCCGUCCACCCGCUCGCCCUGAUCGCGCAGGCGCUCCUCUCGUCCCUCCCCGUCAACGCCCUCAUCGCCGACUUUGGCUGCGGCGACGCCGCUCUCGCACGCACCCUCCUCGUCGCGCAGAAGCAGCUCAAGGUCGCGUCGUUCGACCUCCUGAGCCAGUCGAGCUACGUCGUCGAGGCCGAGUGCUCGUCGGUGCCGUUGCCCGGUGGCGACGCAGGCGGCGAGAUCGUCGAUGCCGUCGUGUGCUGCCUGAGCCUGAUGGGGACGGACUGGAUCCGGAUGGUGCGCGAGGCCAAGCGGGUGCUCAAGGACGGCGGCGUGCUCAAGAUCGCCGAGGUGACGAGCCGGUUCACGUCGGUCGACGAGUUCGUCAAGCUCGUCAACGCGCUCGGCUUCUCGCUCUCGCACAAGGACGACUCGAACACGCACUUCCUCCUGCUCGACUUUGUCAAGAAGAGCGGCGCCGACGCGGUCGAGAACGUCAACACGGCGGCCGAGCGCACGCGCAAGGCGUCGACGCUGCUCAACCCGUGCAUCUACAAGCGCCGGUAGUUGGCGAGGAGGUCUGCGCGAGGACUUGCAACGACGUGGCGCCCGGGCUCGCAGUGUCUCGCGCUUCGUCUC